CUGUAAUUGAGUAAAUGUAACUAGUUACUACCCAACUCUGACUGUGAACGAAAUGAUGUCGAAGUUCGCCAAGUUUCUCCUUCGGAACGCUCACGUCGUGAUGCGUUCAAGAAAGUCGAAGACCGCAGCCACUCCGCGGACCGCAGCAGCAGCAGCGGCAGAAACAGCAGCAUCCUCCAUUAAAGUGUCACUGCUCGAGUCCCCGCAUCUCCUUUCCCUUUUCUUGGACAACACCGCUCCCCUUACUAGGAUGUCGGUACGCGGAGGGGGUUUGUUUGGGAGAGCCGAGGCCAGAGGACGCCGCCUCCGCGUAUUUUUUCUGGCGUGACUGGAAGGCAGCGGAGCGACAAUGGAUCUGGUUCCGAGGAGACAAAUCAAAUUCUGAUUUUUCUCCGGGAUUAGCUGGCUAACGCUAGCUCGGCUAGCCACCCCUCUUAGCUCGGUGGCCGUUAUCUCCUGUUCCUCCUCUGACCGCUGUGUUGUUUUUCUCCGUGAUAAAAAAAAAACAAACAAACUCCUUAAUGCUUUUUUUAUUGACGUGAAGACAUGUUGGAGUCAUUCCUGCCAAGGAGAAACCAUCCUAGCGGUUUUCUAGCCGCCCAGCGGCGCCGCUAGUUAGCCGUGAGCAUCAAUAACCUUCAUUUCCCUCUCCCACUCGUUUUUUAAAAUCCUUUUUUAUUUUCCUUCUGGUUUAUCCGUGAAGAUGCUGGCAGAGAUGGAGUGUGUCUGACGGGGAAGCCGCUCCAUGAAGGUCAUGAUACUGAGAGAAUGAUCAUGCUGGAAAAACAGAGCUCGACGCAGGAGAUUGGCGAGGAGGCGGAGGAGGAUGCCAUCUUCACCAUCACCCUGAGGAAGAUGCAGCUCCACCAGUCGGCCAGCAAGGGGCAGCGUUGGCUGGGUGUGGACACGGACUCCGCCCUGAGCCUCUACGAGACGUGCAAGGUGCGGACCAUCAAGGCCGGCACGCUGGAGAGGCUGGUGGAGUACAUGGUGUCGGCCUUCAGGGGCAAAGACUCCACCUACGUCACCAUCUUCCUCUGCACCUACCGAUCCUUCGCCACCACCAAGCAGGUGCUGGAUCUCCUGCUCAACAGAUACGCCAAACUCCAAAACGUUCCUGCAGUUUCUGCACACAGAGUCUCCCAGGACGACUGCACGGAGCUGAGAAACACCGUCUCAUCCAUCCUGGGCGCGUGGUUGGACCAGUACUCCGAGGAUUUCUGGAGCCCUCCGAACUACGAAUGUCUGCACCAACUCCUGGCCUACCUCCACCUCCACUUUCCCGGCUCGGACCUGGAGCGCCGGGCCCGCAACCUGCUGGCCCACUUCCACCGGCGACAGCAGUGUGAGCCCGAUCCCGAUGGGGAACACAUCGGCUGCCCGUUCGCCACGCAGGAAGAGAGCGGUUUUGAGGACGAGCUUCCUGCUUUCAGCUUCCUGUCGUUUGACCCCAUCAUGGUGGCGGAGCAGUUCACGCUCAUGGACGCGGAUCUGUUCAAGAAGGUGGUGCCGUACCACUGCCUGGGUGGCAUUUGGUCUCAGCGGGACAAGAAGGGCAAGGAGCACCUGGCUCCCACCAUCCGAGCCACUGUGGCCCAGUUCAACUCGGUGACCAACUGUGUGAUCACCACCUGCCUGAGCAACCCGGCGCUGAAGCCCAACCAGAGAGCCCGGCUCAUCGAGAGGUGGAUCGAUGUGGCGCGGGAAUGUCGGAUCUUGAAGAACUUCUCCUCUUUGCGAGCGAUCCUCUCUGCUCUGCAGUGCAACUCCAUCCACCGCCUGAAGAGGACCUGGGACGAAGUCGCUCGGGAAAGCGUCCGAACCUUCAGAGAGCUUUCCGAAAUCUUCUCAGACGACAAUAACUAUUCCUUGAGUCGAGAGCUGCUGGUGAAGGAGGGAACCUCAAAGUUUGCAACUUUAGAAAUCAACCCCAAACGAGCUCAGAGGAGACACCAGCAGCAGAGAGACUUGGGAGUCAUGCAGGGGACCAUCCCUUAUUUGGGAACAUUCCUAACGGACCUGGUGAUGAUGGACACUGCCAUGAAGGAUUACACAGAGGGUGGUCUGAUUAACUUUGAGAAGAGGAGAAAGGAGUUUGAGGUUAUUGCUCAGAUCAAACUUCUCCAGUUGGCCUCCAACAACUACAGCUUCACUCAGGAAAGCCACUUCAGAGAGUGGUUCGCAGCCGUGGAGAAACUCAGCGAGGCAGAAAGCUAUAAUCUAUCCUGUGAGAUCGAGCCUCUGUCGGAGUCGGCCAGCAACACCCUCAGAGCCAAGAAGAACGGCGGGAUCAUGAAACGAUGGAGCGACCGGCAGCUGACGGAGGCCGGCUGCAGCGGCGGCGCCAGCUCCCAUUCAAAGUCGUUCGAUCACUCCCACUACAGGCCGUACCAGGGGGGCGGCGGGGGCGGCGGGGACAGUGGCGACGCCCUCAGCGUCACGUCCGUCAGCUCCAGCGGUUCCGACCUGGAGGAUGUGAACACCAGCUUCCUAUCGGAUUCACCGGAGGGACACGAGAGGAAGACGUCGACUCCGUCGGUGAAGCUCACCGUGUCUGCUUUGGGGAGAGAAGCUCCAGCUGCAGACACCACCUCAACGUGUCCCCCUCAGUUCUGGGAAUGCACGUCUCUGUCCUCCCUGGACACGUCGGGGAUGGGAUCCAGCUCUGGCUCGGCCUCGGGCUCCAGCAGCACCUCCUCGUCUUCGGUCUCCUCCUCCACGCCGCUGUCCGCCUCGCGCUCGCACAAACGCUCGGUGUCGGCCGUGUCCAACUACUCGACGCUGUCGCUGCCGCUCUACAACCAGCAGGUGGACGACUGCUGCAUCAUCCGGGUCUCGCUGGACGUGGAGAAUGGCAACAUGUACAAGAGCAUCCUGGUGACGAGUCAAGACAAAACUCCGGCGGUGAUCAGGAAGGCGAUGAUCAAACACAACCUGGAGCGGGAGAAAACAGAGGACUACGAGCUGAUGCAGAAGAUAUCAGAGGACAAAGAGCUCCGGAUCCCGGACAACGCCAAUGUCUUCUACGCCAUGAACUCUACUGCCAACUACGAUUUUGUGCUGAAGAAGCGCGGCUCGGCCCGGCCGGUGCGGGCCAAGAACGUGGCCAGUUCGACGCUGCCUCGCAUGAAACAGAAGGGACUGAAGAUCGCAAAAGGGAUUUUCUGAGACUCUUCAGGAGAGACGAACCGACCCGAAGCGUCCAGGUUUUGGUUUGGAUGGAGGCGGAGGCAGGACUUUUCUGUGGCACUUUAGCACUUAACUGGAUGUGUUGCUUCUUCAGGAUCCUCCUUAAAAAAAUCAGAGUUUGUUUUCAUGAAAGCUGCAAACUCAGGAAAGUGGAUGGGGG
This is a messenger RNA of Xiphophorus hellerii (green swordtail), 3349 nucleotides long. RefSeq names its product ral guanine nucleotide dissociation stimulator. The transcript is spliced from 18 exons. Gene Ontology annotation, molecular function: guanyl-nucleotide exchange factor activity. Gene Ontology annotation, biological process: Ras protein signal transduction. Gene Ontology annotation, cellular component: plasma membrane. The record is from RefSeq and is a predicted model, not a curated record. Lineage: Eukaryota; Metazoa; Chordata; Actinopteri; Cyprinodontiformes; Poeciliidae. Bases 769 to 3168 code for a protein of 799 amino acids.